AUGCGAGGUCGUCAUCGCGGAAACACUGGACGAGUAAUCCGUUGUUACCGUAAGAAGUUCGUUAUCCAUGUUGACAAGAUCACCCGUGAGAAAGGAAACGGAUCUACUGUGCACAUCGGAAUCCACCCUUCGAAGGUCGCCCUCACGAAGCUGAAGCUAGACAAGGAUCGUCGUGAUCUCGUCGAAAGGAAAGCUGCCGGACGUGCCAAGGCACUCGGAAUACUCAAGGGAAAGCACACCGAUGAAAGCGUUGCUUAA
This is a messenger RNA of Cooperia oncophora, 258 nucleotides long. Lineage: Eukaryota; Metazoa; Nematoda; Chromadorea; Rhabditida; Trichostrongylidae. The record is from the annotation of a GenBank genome assembly.